Messenger RNA from Caenorhabditis elegans, 612 nucleotides. RefSeq lists its product as uncharacterized. Lineage: Eukaryota; Metazoa; Nematoda; Chromadorea; Rhabditida; Rhabditidae. The record is from RefSeq and is marked reviewed.
UUGAUUCAAUAUUCAGUCGUUCAAUUCAGACAAAAAAGAGACAUGAAUAAAACUCGCAAACCCAAAGAUGCUAUAGGCCGUCUUCAGAACGACUUUUACAAGUUUUUCCGGACAAUUGUUACUGAAAUCCGAGAGGCGGCUGAAAAUAUUGAGAAAAAUGCGGAAACUGUUCGAAAUCAACCGAUACGCGUUGAGCCAGUCGAGGAGCCGAAAGGAUUUUUUGCCGUCCACGCUACACUUCUCAUCACAAUCGGAAUAAUCCUGUGCCUCGGUAUACUUAUCGCCGGCCCGGUCUACUGUUGUUUCAAAAAACGAGGCUUCAUGUCGUCGGAGCACGUGAAUGAGGAAAUUGAGAUUCCAGAUGAGGAUGAAGAGGAACAAAGAAGCCCUCAACAUCCAGCAGCUUCACCUUUUCCAAAGGCUAAGUCCCCAGUGUCACCACGGAUUGGGAUGUCCCCACGAGUUGGAUUGUCCCCAAAGCCAAUUGCAAGAACCCCACAAACUGCCAGAACUCCGACGAAAAAGGGUCCGAUGAGCCCAUCCGCAAUUGGACUAUCGCCGAUGAAAAAGAGAUCUCCUUUGUAGUUUUUUUGGAAUAAAUUAUUGAUUUUU